Cuscuta campestris is the source of this 2485-nucleotide messenger RNA. The record is from the annotation of a GenBank genome assembly. Lineage: Eukaryota; Viridiplantae; Streptophyta; Magnoliopsida; Solanales; Convolvulaceae.
GAUAAAAAUCCUAUUUUGACUUUCUCAAUGUUUUAUUUUCUCCCUCGUUGUAAAAAUUGUAAUAGGACACCAACAUGUAGCAAGGAACAAGAGUGAUCAAAUCCUAAGCUUCUUGUUACCGCAAUGGCAGAAAUGUCCAAAGCGCCCACUUCAGAGGACAAUAUCCGGCAGUCCGACCAAUCUGCCGCCACCGAGUUCAACCCGGAAACCAUGAGGAAGACCAAACCCGGCAGGAAGCGGCUGUUUCUUACGCUCGCCGUCUUGUUUUCUUUCCUCACCGGUUUUCCGUUUAUGUUGAAAACGAUCGAGAUCCAUAGAGCUCCAUUGCCGUUUAGCGACAUUGAUUCACUUGCUUUGUCAAUCGAAAGGAGUCCCUUGUUGUUUCCAUGUAAAUUUCAAGCUGUAUUUUUGAACUUGGAUCACAGAACUGCUUCCACUGCGGAUGAAUUAGGCUUUCUGAUCAAUAAUAAAGUGCAAAAACUCACUGCAGCAAAACCCCCAGUUUGCGGUACUUGUUUAAGCAAUUUUACUGUUGGAGUAACACUUGACAGCUCAAAUUCGAACUGCAUUUACAGCGAAAAUCAGGAUAUUGUCUGGAAAUGUGGAGCAUUAAGUGGUCUUGAUUUUGAUGAGCAUUUGGAAGAUCAUGAUUUUGAUGAUUUUUUAGAGUCAUUGCUAGAUAGUAAGACUAGUAGGGUGUAUACAGUUGUGGUAGUGAAUAGGGAUGAUGAGGUUAGAGCAGUGGUUGGGAAGCAUCGGCAUGCUUGGGUUGUAGGUAAGCUCUCGGAGCACGAAGCUGCGGAGAAAGUGGCUGAAAUUUUCGUUGAUGUGUUUGUGAAUGGCGGGAAAAAAGAAGGAUCGAUACAUGGAGAAUUUAUGCCAGUUGGUGCAGAUGGUAGAGUUGUGCUUUCAUUCAAUCUCUUGAAUGCUGAACCUCGUGAUUGGAUUUAUGAUUGGGAUUUUCAAGAGUUAGAUGAUAUGUUGUUGUCUCCAAUUGUUCAAGCAUUGACACCAAUAGCUAACAUUAGUGUAGAGAGUCAGGUUUUGUACCAUACUCCGAAGUCCUCUUUUGCUAGAUGGGAUGAAAAGCAUGGCAGCUACAUUUUCACUAUCAAAGAUCUUCCUUUCUUUGUGAAUUCAAAUGAGUGGCAUUUGGAUACUUCAAUAGCAGCUGGUGGCCGUUCAAAGAUUCUGCACUUUGUGGUUUAUAUCCCAUCAGCAGAAGAGUGCCCUCUUCAGUUGCAGCUUCCAAAUGGAAAACUUUCAGCGACAAAUGGCUUUAUAUCUCCUACGUGGGGAGGGGUAGUUGUUUGGAAUCCUCCUGUCUGUUCAAAGAAUUCAGGGAUGCAACCCCUCAGACAUAGGAUUCGCUCUGAGGACAUCAAGAAGGUUUUUGAAGUAUUCAUGGGACAGUUACGACAGCUCUUUGGUCUGAGUUCUGAUAGCCUCUAUCUUGGCGCUACUACCACAUCUAAACUAUUAACCAGUGAAAACGGCUUUACACAAUGGGAAUUGGAUUUCAUAUCACGACAACACACGUGCUUCAAUCUUCUACAAUGUGGCACCACUCUUGGAUCACUUAGUCGAUUGGUUCAGUCACUUCCUAGGAUGAUCAUCAUGGAUGAGAUAGGGAAGCAGGUGAAGCUCUCUCUGGAUGCGGCAAGUUCAUCCCUAACCAACGUAUCAUUUGGAAAUUAUGAUGCAUCAGCUGUUUCAUCAAGACAGGCGAGAUCAUUGGCAGAAGAUGCCUUUUACCAUCCGUCCAUGAUGUCACUGAGCUACUACUCGUUCGAGCACUGCUUUGCUGUCUAUUCGCCCUUCUUUCUGCCAGUGGCUCUGCAUGUGAUUCUUGCUGUUCUGAGAGAAUUGAAAAGAUACAAACAAGAAAACAGAAAGUACGUGACACGGAAAGGCUGCUCUACUUAGCUGUGUGGAUGGAUUUAGUUUCACCCAUCUUUUUUAAAAUCAAAUGCAUAAUUUUAGUGUAACAUGUAUAUUUAAGAUUAUACCACUAAUUAAGAAAAAAAUCUUUAUUUAUUUAUUUUGUCCCCUAUUUUUCAUGGAUUUUGCCGCAUGAAAAAAAUCUUAAUUCAUUAAAAUACAAUUUACUUUGUAUUUUAAGCUUAUAUAGCUCUACAAUUAGAAGCUCACAACUAGUAUUAUACUUAUAUUUUUAAUGUUUUAAUAGUACAGAAUACUUUCAUAUUUUUGUGCAGGUUGAGCCGGGGGUCUCUUGGAAACAGUCUCCCUACUUCCGAGUAGGGGAAAGGUCUGCGUACACACACCCUACCUAGACCCUACUGUAGUGGGAUUCAACUGGGUUGUUGUUGUUGUAAUAAUACAGAAUAUUAUUGAGUUUCUCUCCUGCGUAGAGGAAUGAGAGCCCAAACUAUGCAUUUGACUUAAAUUGACAUGGGUUUGGAAGAGUAUUUUAUGAGUCCAAUCAUUCUCACUUUUGAGAGUCCAAUCAAUUAAGUAUGAAUAU